CUUUUUGUUCCACCUUCAAAUUUCUACAGACUCUCCAACACUCUGUCGCUCUGUCUCUCUCUCUCCUCUCUGUUUUCACUUUUCAGAAGUGGAAGGGAAAAAUAGGAGAGCUCGCAAUCCUGCAUGUCUAUGGAACUGGCGGUUGUAUCUGUAUUAUGGCCAAGACGGAGUUAAAUUCAUUUUAUUGGUUACUCUGAAGUUGCUGAAGUUUAGUCCAUCUUCUUUCCAAGGCUCUCUCAAAAGCAAUUGGAGCUUAAUUUCUGAUAUAUUGGCAAUUGGAUUGAAUAGGAGCGACCCAUUUGGAUUUUAAGAGAAAGAAUUGGAAGUAUUGUGGAGAAUGGCAUGCAGAGGUUGCUUGGAGUGCCUAUUGAAGCUUCUUAACUUCUUAUUGAGUCUUGUGGGUCUUGCUAUGGUUGGCUAUGGGAUCUACUUGCUGGUUGAGUACCAAAGAUCUACAAGUAACACCCUUGUGGCUUCACCUGUGAGAGGCGAUGAGAGUUUGAUACAGCUUGGCCGACCCCUGCUCAUGGGUGUUUCUCUGUCCAGUAGUAUUUUUGAUGACCUGCCGAAAGCUUGGUUCAUAUACUUAUUUAUUGGUAUAGGAGUGAUUCUCUUUGUCGUCUCUUGUUUUGGUUGUAUUGGAGCUGUAACACGGAAUGGGUGCUGCUUGAGCUGUUACUCAGUAUUGGUGAUCCUCUUGAUCUUGGUAGAGCUGGGAUGUGCAGCCUUCAUAUUUUUUGACAAAAGCUGGCAAGAAGAAAUUCCGACUGACAGAACUGGAGAUUUUGACAUGAUAUAUGCUUUUCUGAAAGAGCACUGGACAAUUAUAAAAUGGGUUGCUCUUGGUGCUGUUGUUUUGGAGGCACUUCUAUUCUUGUUAGCGCUCGUGGUCAGGGUAGCAAACAGAAAAGUAGAAUAUGACAGCGACGAUGAGCUCAUUGCCCCAAGGCAACAGAUCAGUCAACCAUUGAUCAAUAGGCCACCAAUUCCAGCUGCAGGUGUACCUGUUGCUGGUGCCCUUAAUCAGCGUGCAAUUAGAAAUGAUGCUUGGAGUGCACGCAUGAGAGAAAAGUAUGGGCUUGAUACUUCAGAGUUCACCUACAACCCAUCCGAGUCACAAAGGUUACAGCAAGCUGCCACCCAGCCAGCGGAGGAAAGGAGCCGUUGCAGCAUCAUGUAAUGAGUUAAUAAAUUUUGUUGUGUUGGUCUCUGAAGAGAUCUGUCCUGGACAACUGUGUUGUAAUUUCAAUUUUCUCCAGAGCUGAGCUUUUCUUUCUGUUGAGCUUGGGUACAAUACACAUUUUUCAGUAUCUUUCUUCUUUCCGUACCUUCUAGAUGUGCUGUUAUGAUGUUUUUCUUCUUGUCAUAUGCAUUACCGUCUGGUGUCUGAAACUUGUGCUGCCAUUGACUGUAGUAGGUUUUUCUUAUUGAGUUGCUGAUGAACAAAAUUUCAUUUAACGGAAUUAUGAAUAGAUUCUACCGAGUUUCUUUAA
This is a messenger RNA of Juglans microcarpa x Juglans regia, 1493 nucleotides long. RefSeq names its product tobamovirus multiplication protein 2A-like. The record is from RefSeq and is a predicted model, not a curated record. Gene Ontology annotation, cellular component: membrane. NCBI's taxonomy places the organism in Eukaryota, Viridiplantae, Streptophyta, Magnoliopsida, Fagales, Juglandaceae. Bases 338 to 1180 code for a protein of 280 amino acids. The transcript is spliced from 8 exons.